Messenger RNA from Anarrhichthys ocellatus (wolf-eel), 1345 nucleotides. Its product is annotated as histone-arginine methyltransferase CARM1-like. The transcript has 11 exons. The record is from RefSeq and is a predicted model, not a curated record. The coding region runs from base 1 to 924 and encodes 307 amino acids. Gene Ontology annotation, biological process: chromatin remodeling; peptidyl-arginine methylation, to asymmetrical-dimethyl arginine. NCBI's taxonomy places the organism in Eukaryota, Metazoa, Chordata, Actinopteri, Perciformes, Anarhichadidae. Gene Ontology annotation, molecular function: histone H3R2 methyltransferase activity.
AUGUCACCAUGUUCCCACAUCUCCCAGAGAACAGUUACUCUGGUGGUUCUGGAUGUGUGUUGUGGUUCUGGAAUUCUGUCUUUCUUUGCAGUCCAGGCAGGAGCCACCAGAGUGUAUGCUGUUGAGUCCAACCCGAUGGCCAAGUACACACAGAUCCUGGUCCAGAAUAACUGUCUGUCUGAGCGGAUCAGGGUUCUAGAAGGGAAGGUGGAGGAGGUCAGCUGUCCCGACAUGGUCGACGUCAUUGUCUCUGAGCCAAUGGGAUACAUGCUACUCAAUCUAAAACUCAUGGAGAGCUUCUUGCAUGCCAAAAAAUGGCUCAGACCCAAUGGUCUGAUGUUUCCCUCCUAUGGUGAUAUUCAUCUGGCUCCUUUCAGUGAUGAACAGCUUUACUUCGAACACUACGCACGAGCUAGUUUCUGGCAGCAGAGAGGCUUCUAUGGAGUUAACCUGAGUGCUCUCCACAGUGCUACAAUGGAGGAGUUUUUCAGACAGCCGAUAGUGGACUCAUUUGAUGUUCAGAUCCUGAUGGCCAGGUCUGUCAAGCACUGCAUCAACUUCAUGGAGGCUAAAGAAGAAGACUUGCACAGAAUGGAGAUUCCCUUUGGGUUCACACUGCUGCAGUCCGGUCUGGUCCAUGGACUGGCCUUCUGGUUCGAUGUGGCCUAUAGAGGAUCCAAGUCAACAGUGUGGCUCUCCACAGCUCCCACGGAGCCUCUGACCCGCUGGUAUCAGGUCAGAUGUUUGCUUCAGACGCCGCUCUUCGCCAAGCUGGGACAGACUCUGUCUGGGACGGUCCUGCUGGUCGCCAACGACAGGCAGAGCUAUGACAUCAACAUCACCGCCACAGUUGACCAAUCAGGCUUCAGAUCUGGAAACGUCCUGGACCUCAAGGACCCCUUCUUCAGGACUCCAUUUUGUUAGAGAGCCGCAGACCGUUGGCCACCAGGAGGUCCAGGCAACGAGGCCUUUCUCCUCCAGGACAACACAGGAACCUCAUCAGGAAUCACCAGAUGUCACACCUCCACACAAGACAACUGACAUUGUUUGUUGUUGUUGUUGUUGUUCUUUAAUACAGUUUGUCAACAAAACAUCGGUGCUGAAUGUAAAGCCCUAACGAAUAUUAAAUGUGACAUCCUUUUAGUAUGAAGUUCAGAUUUUGUAUCUGUGUAUCAUACACAUUCAUAAACAGACCUCACAAUGUGGUUAAAAAACACAUAAGCAUGUACAAGGAAACUGGAAACUAUCAUUUCUAUAGCAGCAGUUUUCUCUGUGAACAUAUUUAAUAUUCCAUAAUAAAACUUUUCCCUCACAAGCCGUUUUAAUGGGAUUCAUGUUUCUGUUG